Molecule: messenger RNA, 201 nt
Organism: Trichophyton benhamiae CBS 112371
Lineage: Eukaryota; Fungi; Ascomycota; Eurotiomycetes; Onygenales; Arthrodermataceae
Exons: 1
Coding region: 1-201 (66 amino acids)
Source: RefSeq, a predicted model, not a curated record
AUGGAUAUCAAAAUCAAACGCAGGGAACAUAUGAAAGAUGCAAUAUGGACAGUAAGUAGCUUCAAGGAUGGCAGGGAGUUAAAGAGCUAUAUGAAGAAGCAAAUUAAGCGAAGGGCCGAUGGCAUUGACGCCCAGGACGCUAUCAAGAACGAAGGAAGUAGAAAGCUGGCAGCAAGAACAGAGAGGGACGGAAGGUUUUAA